Desarmillaria tabescens is the source of this 492-nucleotide messenger RNA. RefSeq lists its product as uncharacterized. The record is from RefSeq and is a predicted model, not a curated record. The transcript is spliced from 2 exons. The annotation marks the transcript as partial. NCBI's taxonomy places the organism in Eukaryota, Fungi, Basidiomycota, Agaricomycetes, Agaricales, Physalacriaceae.
AUGAAUAUAUGCCAUAGCUGUGAGUCUCAUUUGCAAGGGGGGCAUUUGCCAAUGUAUUCCUUGCAGAAUGAUCUUUAUCGAGGAGAACUUCCUGAGCGUUUUCGAGAUUUGACUUGGGUCGAGGACCCUAUCAAGGAGAUGGUGUGUGCCAUAUAUCGUUGUACUUGUCAUGUCACUAGACUUUUCCACAUGGGGAAAAAUGAUCAGCCUCGAGUAUUUCACAGUAAUACAUGCGCACAUGAUUUAAAUUUUGUCUCGACUGCUACAGUUUUGCCUCGAGUACCGGCAGAUGUAAAGGGAAUGCUCAGCAUCAUCUUUGUUGGACUGCGCCAGCCACUCAAAUCUCUGAAGACCUUGUAUCAUAUAAGGAAGGAUAAAGUGUGGGAUUUUCUUAUAUGCUUAGUGGCUAAUAACCCAUUAUAUUUGAAGAUCGAGCUGUCUCGUGCUCACCUGCUACUGUAUGAGAACGAUGAGAUACCUGGAAUGGAGGAU